Molecule: messenger RNA, 5906 nt
Organism: Grus americana (Whooping crane)
Lineage: Eukaryota; Metazoa; Chordata; Aves; Gruiformes; Gruidae
Gene: TNKS2
Product: tankyrase 2
Exons: 27
Coding region: 206-3709 (1167 amino acids)
Biological process (GO): protein localization to ciliary inversin compartment
Cellular component (GO): ciliary inversin compartment
Molecular function (GO): NAD+ poly-ADP-ribosyltransferase activity; protein binding
Source: RefSeq, a predicted model, not a curated record
CGCGUGCCCGGCCCGUCGGGGCGCGCCUGCGCAGCGCGGCAGGCAGUGGUGCUGCUGCCGCGGCCGCUCCGCCCGGAUCCCUCCGCCGCGAUGCGGAGGGCUCCGCGCCCCGCCCAGCGGCGCGUGUCGAGGGCUGCCGCGGCGGAGGGCCGCGGCCUGUGAGCGGGGCGGCGGGGGCUGCUCGGCCGCCUCCGGCGGGCCCGACAUGGCGGGGCGGCGGUGCGCGGGCGGCGCGGCCGCCUUGGCUGAGGCGCCGGGUUGCGGCGCGGCGGCGGAGCCGGCUCGGGAGCUCUUCGAGGCCUGCAGGAACGGGGACGUGGAGCGGGUCAAGCGGUUGGUGCGGCCUGAGAACGUGAACAGCCGGGACACGGCGGGCAGGAAGUCCAGCCCGCUGCACUUCGCCGCAGGUUUUGGUCGGAAGGAUGUAGUCGAAUAUUUACUUCAAAGUGGUGCCAAUGUCCAUGCACGAGAUGAUGGAGGCCUUAUUCCUCUUCACAACGCUUGCUCUUUUGGUCAUGCUGAAGUUGUCAAUCUUCUCUUGCGGCAUGGUGCAGAUCCUAAUGCUCGGGAUAAUUGGAAUUACACUCCCCUUCAUGAAGCUGCCAUUAAGGGCAAGACAGAUGUCUGCAUUGUACUGCUGCAGCAUGGCGCUGAACCAACCAUCCGGAACACAGAUGGAAGAACAGCUUUGGAUUUAGCAGACCCGUCUGCAAAAGCAGUGCUGACUGGUGAAUACAAGAAAGAUGAACUCUUAGAAAGUGCCAGGAGUGGAAAUGAAGAAAAGAUGAUGUCUCUUCUUACACCAUUAAAUGUUAACUGUCAUGCAAGUGAUGGCAGAAAGUCUACUCCUUUACAUUUAGCAGCUGGGUAUAACCGUGUAAAAAUAGUGCAGCUCUUACUGCAACAUGGGGCUGACGUACAUGCUAAGGAUAAAGGAGAUUUGGUGCCACUUCACAAUGCCUGUUCCUAUGGUCAUUAUGAAGUAACAGAGCUUCUAGUAAAGCAUGGAGCAUGCGUGAAUGCAAUGGAUCUGUGGCAAUUCACCCCUCUGCAUGAAGCGGCUUCUAAGAACAGGGUGGAAGUAUGUUCUCUUUUGUUAAGUUAUGGUGCUGACCCAACACUGUUGAACUGUCACAACAAAAGCACCAUUGAUUUGGCUCCAACACCCCAACUGAAAGAACGAUUAGCAUAUGAAUUCAAAGGUCACUCACUGCUACAGGCUGCAAGAGAAUCAGAUGUAGCUCGUAUAAAGAAACAUCUUUCUUUGGAGACAGUGAACUUCAAGCAUCCUCAAACACAUGAGACAGCAUUGCACUGUGCUGCUGCAUCUCCAUAUCCUAAGAGAAAACAAGUGUGUGAAUUGCUGCUGAGGAAAGGAGCCAACAUCAAUGAAAAAACAAAAGACUUCUUGACUCCUCUGCAUGUGGCAUCAGAAAAGGCUCAUAAUGAUGUUGUUGAAGUAGUUGUGAAACAUGAAGCCAAGGUUAAUGCGUUAGAUAAUCUUGGCCAGACCUCUCUUCAUAGAGCAGCACAUUGCGGUCAUCUUCAGACGUGCAGGUUGCUGCUGAGCUCUGGAUGUGAUCCUUCCAUUGUGUCUCUGCAGGGCUUUACAGCCUUGCAAAUGGGGACUGAAAGCGUGCAACAGCUACUACAAGAAGGUAUCCCAUUAGGUAAUUCCGAUGCAGAUCGACAGUUGCUGGAGGCUGCAAAGGCUGGAGAUGUGGAUACUGUAAAAAAACUAUGUACAGUUCAAAGUGUGAACUGCAGAGAUAUAGAAGGACGUCAGUCUACACCGCUUCAUUUUGCAGCUGGAUAUAACAGAGUAUCCGUUGUCGAGUAUCUUCUUCAGCAUGGAGCUGAUGUGCAUGCAAAAGAUAAGGGAGGACUUGUCCCUUUACAUAAUGCUUGCUCAUAUGGUCAUUAUGAAGUUGCAGAACUGCUGGUUAAACAUGGUGCAGUUGUCAAUGUAGCUGACUUGUGGAAAUUCACUCCCUUGCAUGAAGCUGCAGCAAAAGGAAAAUACGAGAUUUGCAAACUCCUGUUGCAGCAUGGAGCUGACCCUACAAAGAAAAACAGAGAUGGAAAUACUCCUCUAGACCUUGUUAAAGAUGGUGAUACUGAUAUUCAGGACCUACUUAGAGGAGAUGCAGCUCUACUAGAUGCUGCAAAGAAAGGUUGCUUGGCCCGAGUGAAAAAGCUGUGUUCACCUGACAAUGUCAACUGUCGGGACACGCAAGGACGGCAUUCAACACCACUACAUUUAGCAGCUGGUUACAACAAUUUGGAGGUUGCAGAGUACCUGUUACAGCAUGGAGCAGAUGUGAAUGCACAGGAUAAAGGAGGCUUGAUUCCUCUGCAUAAUGCAGCAUCUUAUGGGCAUGUUGAUGUAGCAGCUUUACUUAUAAAAUAUAACGCGUGUGUGAAUGCUACGGACAAAUGGGCGUUCACACCUCUGCAUGAAGCAGCCCAGAAAGGAAGGACACAGCUUUGUGCCUUGUUACUGGCACAUGGGGCUGAUCCUACUCUGAAAAACCAAGAAGGACAAACACCAUUGGACCUGGUCACUGCAGAUGAUGUCAGCGCAUUACUGACAGCGGCAAUGCCUCCUUCCGCCUUACCGACUUGCUACAAACCUCAGGUUAUAAGUGUGUCUCAGACUACAGGUUCUACAGCUGAUUCGCUGUCUUCUGUUCCAUCCAGUCCAUCCAGCCUGUCUGCUGCAAGUAGUCUUGACAACUUGUCUGGUAGUUUUUCUGAACUUCCUUCUGUUGUUGGUGCAAACAGCACAGAGGGAGCCACUGUUCUGGAGAAAAAAGAAGUUUCAGGUGUAGAUUUUAGCAUAAAUCAGUUUGUGCGGAACCUUGGCCUUGAGCAUCUAAUUGACAUAUUUGAGAGAGAACAGAUAACACUGGAUGUAUUGGUUGAAAUGGGACACAAAGAAUUGAAGGAAAUUGGAAUUAAUGCUUAUGGCCAUAGGCAUAAAAUCAUUAAAGGAGUUGAAAGACUCAUUUCUGGACAGCAAGGACUUAACCCAUACCUGACUCUGAAUACUUCUGGAAGCGGAACUAUUCUCAUAGAUCUUUCAACUGAAGAUAAAGAAUUUCAAUCAGUGGAAGAAGAGAUGCAGAGUACUGUCCGAGAGCAUAGAGAUGGAGGGCAUGCUGGCGGAGUCUUCAACAGAUACAACAUCUUAAAGAUUCAGAAAGUGUGCAACAAAAAACUAUGGGAAAGAUACACUCACAGGAGGAAAGAGGUCUCUGAAGAGAAUCAUAACCAUGCUAAUGAAAGGAUGCUGUUUCAUGGCUCCCCAUUUGUGAAUGCAAUUAUUCACAAAGGCUUUGAUGAGAGACAUGCCUAUAUAGGCGGUAUGUUUGGAGCUGGUAUUUAUUUUGCUGAAAAUUCUUCCAAAAGCAAUCAGUACGUGUAUGGAAUUGGAGGUGGCACUGGAUGUCCAAUUCACAAAGACAGAUCUUGUUAUGUUUGCCACAGGCAAUUGCUGUUUUGUCGUGUAACACUGGGCAAGUCUUUUCUGCAGUUCAGUGCUAUGAAGAUGGCUCAUUCUCCCCCAGGACAUCACUCAGUUACUGGGCGGCCCAGUGUAAAUGGAUUGGCAUUGGCAGAAUAUGUCAUUUACAGAGGGGAGCAGGCUUAUCCAGAAUACUUGAUUACUUAUCAGAUUAUGAAACCUGAAGCCACCACUGAAGCUUAAGACAAAUUACUUGUGGGGAAACCAUCAGACUUUGGAUGCGAAGAUACCAGUGGCUGCCAUCCUGUUAAUUACAACAAGUUGUUGAAAAACUUCCAUCCACAGGUGGUGUGGUAGCAAAUGUGAACAAAAUAUACCAUUUUUGACUUGAUAAAGCUUUAAUAAUGUACAGUAUGUUUUUCUAAAAUUUCAGACAUGUCCUCUUUUUCAGCACUUUAACAGAUACCAUUCCAGGCAUAAACUGGGGUUUGGCUGUACUAAAUUAUAAACAAAAAUUAACUUGAAACAAUGGUUUUAUACAAUACUGCAUUGAAAUUUAGCAGAAAUUGUAAUGCUCUAUACAGGAACUCAUUUUACUAAUAUUGUGUUCUUUAAAACACUGCAUUUACACUGAAAACGUUUUCAUUUGUAAAACUGUAAAUAAGAGCUUUUGUACUAGCCUGGUAUUUAUUUACAUUGCUCUGUAAUAUAAGUGUUUUAGAACUGCAACCUUGUACAAAAUGUUUUUUCCAGAUGUUGGUUUGUUCAUCUGUGUUUUCUCAUGCAUGAUAGAUUUGAAAAGCCGAUUUUUUUCAGGGUUUAUCACUUAUUUGUGAGGGAGAAAGCAAAUUUUAUCUGAAGAGGUUUAGAAAUAUUCAACUUUAGAUUGAAUAUGCAAAUUUUUGUUUUGUAUUUUUAUUUAUGAAAUAUACAUUCCUGAGAAUGAUGGGCUAUGAAAAUAGAAUAUUCCAGCUGAAUACUACAGUGUUUUUCCACCUACUUCCUAGAGUUGCAUAUUUUAUUUCUGUAAAAUGUCUUCUGAAGUUUUUUAUUUAACUAUAGGUAUAGUUAACCUGUAUCCUCACCUCAAGGCUAGUAGACCUUGCAAGUUACAGUUUUCGUAAAUUAUUUUCUUUGAAUGUAGUUGGGAAAUUAACCUCAAGGAGGUCUUUCUUGAGUUCCUCUUGCUUACAUUUAAGCCAGGAAGUUAAAUAGUUUAUUCCUAAUACGAGGGCAAACAACUUGGCCUUUUUUGUAUGCUUAUUUUGGUAAGUUAAUCUACCUGUUGGUGCCCUCAGGAUAUGAGUAUUGCGAGGUGGAAAUGUUAAAAACCAUCCUGUCAUCUCCUGUGUUUCUUCCAUGUUAACAUUCAAGCUGUAGUUGAAGCAGGUGCAUAGAAGCGUGUUUACCUGCAGUGCUUUUGGCUGAGUGGAACUGGUCAAGGUUCAAGGUUCUGCUCCUUGUGCUCAGCCGGCGAGGCGAGGAGUGCGUAAGCGGGAUGAGCAGCUCUUCCACCGCAGCAGCUGCCUUCGGUAGCCCUGAUAAGACGGCUUGGCUGGAGGAAGAGUACAAAAGGUACAACCCCCUGUUCAGGUCUCAUUCAGGGCUCCUGAAUGCACCGAUCAGUUCAGUCGGCUCUAUCGAUGCUCUCUUCUGUGUAUUCUGCUUCUCUUCCAUCUGCAGUUUUUACCUACAUAUUUCAAAAAUAUGUAAAUACAAAUUAUAGUUCAUUUGGGGUUAAAGUGGUUAGGAGUAUAUUUUAGUUGUUUUAUAUUUCUACAUACAGGACACUGUCCCAGAAGACAAUUGUUUGCAGGGCAUGUUAUCAUACCAUGGUUUUCAAUGUAGUAACUGGUCAAGAUAAUGAAAUUGUCUUGCUGAUGUGGUGGUUGUGAUUAUGCUCUAUGUAAAAAUGUAUUGAACCUUACCCAGUUAUGUGGGGAAUCUGAAUAAUAAGAUUGCAUAACUCUUGCAGAAAGUAAUAUUGGCUAUGAAUAAAAAAGGCUUUGAUUUUUAGGUACUUUCUCCCAGCAUGUUGCCUGUUCCUUAGGUAUAGUAAUGCUGGAAUUGGUGUUCAUGCAAAAUCUGUUAAGUAUGUUUAAAACUUUUGUUAUUGCUAAAAUGCUUCAUUCUCUAUGAAUGAUCACUUAAUGUCUUGUAAAAUAUUGUGGUAUGAUAGCAUUUUAAUUGGUACCACAAUGUUGGUUUUGUCUGUUUGGGGAUUUUUUGAGCUGGUUUGGUUUUUUGGGUUUUUUUUUUUUUGCAUGACAUACCUUGCACUCUGAAGAUGGAAGCUGUAAUGAUUUGAUAAUACUGACUAUUGAGGUGAACCUUUAAUCUCUUGUGCAAUUAGUUCUGCUUUACUCAUCUUGAAGUGUCUUUACAUGUACUGUAUAACAUUCCAUAUCCAUUUAACACUAAAUAAAUUUAAUUCACUGGU